Effrenium voratum is the source of this 2595-nucleotide messenger RNA. NCBI's taxonomy places the organism in Eukaryota, Dinophyceae, Suessiales, Symbiodiniaceae. The record is from the annotation of a GenBank genome assembly.
GCCGUGAAUGUGGAGGCGUUGCGGCAGCUUUGCAGGUUGCGGGCAACCGAUGAGCUGCGUUUUCCAGACAACCCGCACACCCUGCGGCGAGAGCUCUUCAUUGUGUUGAAACGUCUUGAUAGCUCCAAUGAGAUGCCUGUUGUGUGGCGUGACGGACCGCCCUGCACAAGGGUCGGAAGGAAGGGGCGGAGGUACAGCGGAGUAUCUGAUGUGGGCCAGCUGCCGAAGGAGCUGCAAAAAGAUGUGGAGGACAUCAUGGAGCGGGUCGGCGCGAGCUGCUGGGAUGUGACCAGAGGGCUCUUCACCCUUCCGAGGGAGGUCAGGAACGCGCUCCGUGCGCCAGAGGGGCUGGACGUCGACCAGUCGAUGUGCCACUGCUACGCACAGCGGAGCAGACAUGCGCCCGAGGACACCCCGAAGCUUCGCCACUACAUCGAGAACAGGACCGAAUGCGAGGCCUUCUUGGACGACCGCGACCUUGCCAAGGAGCUGUUCCGAGGGCUGAUGAAUACCGGCGGGGAGCCGUUGAUCCGCCGCGUUCUUCACAAGGCAAACAAGACGCUCCAGGACAUGCCGAAGUUCGUACUGGAGUUCCAAGCCGAGCAGUCGGCGCUGUUGGGCAAAGACGUAGCGAACCACCCGGAGCUGGCGCGACAGCUGCCCCCUGGCACUUUGCAGAGCGUGCUGAACGAGGAGUACGAGCGGAAGAACACGGACCUCUUGGCCGAGCUCUCGUCUACCUUUGGGCUGGUGAACAGCUACGAGCACGACGGCAUCUACUGCCUUGCCAUGGCCUCCCAGCACUCUGAGCUCCUUGCAAGGGCCAACGCCAUUGUGCCGGUCAAGGGCACUGGACCAUGGAGCGUUGAAACGGCAGUGGAGGCACUUCGGCAGCGGUUCCCUUCUCUGUCAUGGGAUGAGGUUGACGAGCAUUGGGAGCUCCAGCAGGAGAAAUGUAUGGAGAUCCGCAGAAGAUGUUUGCAUGGGCAGAAGAACUUCCCGAAGCUCUUGGCCGACGUCGUGCCGUACCACCGACUGGCCUCGGGCUACAUGGUGAAGGAAGUGUUCAAGGCAGUGCCCGUGCGGGAGGACAAGAUGUGUCUCAUGUUCUUCGUGGAUGGAUGCUGGAGAGACCAGGCUGCAGCUUCUGCCAGUGCUCUUGAGGACAUAGUGAGAGACGUGCUCAUCAACGCCAUUGGCCGCUACAAGGGCGACUUACCAGUGGUGGUGCAUCAGAUGCAUCCUCAGGUGGCCACGGCCCUGCAGCGCAUGAACGGAGGGCUCUUCGACAUGUCUUGGCACUUGAGUCUUGACGGCGACGACACUCGCCACAUCUUCGCAUACAAUGACGGCACCUUCCAAGACACCAGGGACUACACCUUGAAACCCAUGCACCCGGGAAUUCCGGUCACUCGGAACGCGGACCGGCCAUACCCCGGCGCCCUCAUUGCUGAGCUUGAGGCCAAGAUGACGGAGGAGGGGCUCAACCUUGCGGAGAUCCUCACCAGGGUCAAAACUCAAGAGAUGUUCGCUGCGACGCACGUGGAGGAGCCGACGCCCUGCCUGGCGCUUCCUGAGGGCUUUCGGUACAGCCCGGAGCUAGAGCGUGACCUUGACCGGGUAGCUUCGAUCCUCCCUUUCUACGAGAUCAUGGCAAGCUGCCACGAGGACCCGCCCACGACCUUCCACGUGUUGAAAGGUAUGGCCAGAGUCAAAGCUGCGCCUGAAAACUUUGAGGAAGCCAGGUUCCACCAGGGCGAAGGUCAGAACGGAAAGGGCUUGAUGAAUGCCCUCUUUCGUACCUUCUGCGGCGAGUACCACGUCGAGCCCAAAGCCGAUGUGUUUUCUGCGUUCUCAGACCCUUCAGGCACCUCCAUACCGCUACUUCAGCUACGAGGCCGUCGGUCGAUGUCGGUCAACGAAGUGGAAGCUGGAGUGAAGAUGAGGAGUGGGAUGUUGAAAGAUCUCCGAGAUCAAUCGUCCUUCGUGGAAGCAAGAGGGCUGUACAAGGAUCCGGUGCGCUUCCGACCACAAUUCAUGAUGAACUUCUCCAGCAACGCCUCUUUUGAAUUUCGUGCGAUUGACGGUGGUAUGAGGCGCAGCUUCACGGCCAUUCCGUGGCCUUUCAAGUUUGUGGCCAGGCCGGCGCCCAACAGCAACGAGAGACAGCUUCGGAACAAUCUGAAGCAGCGAGACUUUCUGCUGGCGAAUGUGAUCCCGUCCAUGGAGAUCAUCCUGAAGGAAGUGGAUCUGAUGUUCUUGAGAGACAGUGUCAGCACGCUGGUGGAGCCGAGAACGCAGUCGAUUCUGGCAUGCACCGCCCACCUGUUUGAGUCCUUGCAGCUCCAGGAUAUCAGGGAGGUCCUCGACUCCAUACCGCUCAGCCCCAACGCUGCCCUGGCCAGCUCGCAGGGCGAUGUUCGGAAGUUCUUCCGUGACCACGAUGCGGUGAAGGGGCUCAAGCUGUCCGGCAAGCAACUUGACAGGCUGCUGCAGGAGGUGCUGGCCCCGAAGACAGUCAGAGGUAAGCGGGUGUAUUCGGCAAAGGGGAGCGAGGAGACUUUCCUCAAUGUGGCGAACGAGCCACCGUUUUAG